Molecule: messenger RNA, 971 nt
Organism: Mercenaria mercenaria
Lineage: Eukaryota; Metazoa; Mollusca; Bivalvia; Venerida; Veneridae
Exons: 5
Coding region: 200-865 (221 amino acids)
Cellular component (GO): nucleus
Source: RefSeq, a predicted model, not a curated record
CCAAUUGUAUAAACAAUGGUUAAAAUAUACCACGGUUAAACUAUAACCGCGGUAUAUACCGUGGUAAGGUAACCACUGGUUAUUUUCUCUUGUAUAAACCAGUUUAACCGCGCGGUAACCUAACCACGUAAAAUAUCAAUUUAACCACGGUAAAUUUUCCGAUAAUGCACUGCGUGCAUGACGUAAUUUUCGCGGACAAAUGUCAGACGACUGUUUGUCAACAAACAUGGCCGCCGUUACAGUUAUUGUACCAAAACAAAGGGCAAAAAUGUUCUCUAUACGAGAAAUAGAUGUUAUUACGGAGUUUAUGAAAACUCAUCUCAGCACCCUGCGAGCAAGUCACACGCAAGGAGGACCAGGGGCGGCACAACGACAGGCCAAGUUGUGGGAAAAAGUGACCGCCGAGAUAAAUGCUUGUGGUAACGGUCCUCGGACCGUGAAACAAGUAAAAGAAAAGUGGAGGAAUAUGGUAAAGAUGGCGAAAACAGAUGUGUCAGCAGAGAGGACCAGUAUGAGGAAGACUGGAGGAGGCCCGCCACGGCCGGAGAUGUCACAGACUUCUCAGACUGUGGCGAGCCUGUACGAGAGCUCAGCAUCUUUUCAUGGUGUGUGUUCAGAUGCUGACACACUCAUCAAUGUUUCUGGCUGCACAGAUGUCGAUAUAGGACAGCAGGUUGUAGACCAUCUAGAUCUCCCUCAGCUGGGACCAGCAGGACACAGAGACAGAGACCAGCGAGAGUGCGGAUACAACUACCAGGAAUAUAUUCUCCGUAGCUGCUGCUUUGUGCAACAUCAACCAGCCAACAGGGACAGAAGCAGCGAGGCAGGCGGAUACUGUGCCAGAGGGGGUCAGUAUCCAACCUGACUAUCCAGAGGAUUCUUGUGUACCAUGCGCAAACCGUUCUACUGUCACCACACAGAAGCAAUCAUCGAGCACAAGUUAUCAGCAAAAGAAAAGCAGUAAUCACAAA